AUGGCAUCUUUGAUAAGAGUUCACAAAAUGGCAACGCUCCUCACCCUCCCCCGCGAAAUCAUCCACCGCGUCUUCUACUCUGCACCACAAGCAUCGCGCAAGCAGCUCCGCCUCGCUAGCAGCCUCACCGGAGAGAUUGGACGGAAAUGGGUCUUUGAAUCGGCGCAGAUUGCGCCACUUAAGAGCAGCUGCGAAAGGUUCCGGAGUAUCCUUGAUAAUCCCGAACUUGCGGGGUGUGUCACCAAGGUUUACAUCGAUACUGUGAGACCAACGGAUGACCGUCGCAUCCGGGACAAGAAGCCCGAGGAUGAAUUCGACGACGAAGCUUUGAAUGACGUGGAGGACGAGGACAAUCUCCCACGCCCCUUCUGGAAUCUCGUUAACCGCCUGCACGAAUUCCCGCGUCUGCAGAGCGUCGUCCUGCGCUUCCAUGCCGGCUGCGACGGUGAAGAAAACACCUGGAACUGGGUCACGCAGACGAUCGACUUUCGCCACUCGGUGCUGCGCAAGGUCUUUGCUGUGCUCGCGAACCUACCUCGACUGCCAGCGGAACUAGCGAUCCAGGAUCUACAGAAUAUCAAUCCGACGGAUGCAGGUACCAGGCGGGACAUUAAGAAGGUUCUGGGAGGGCUUAAAUCGCUGCGGUUGCAUAUUGCGAAUGAGCGUGAUGAGGGGAAUGGGGAGCAUGAUAUCGAGACUCCAUAG
Molecule: messenger RNA, 705 nt
Organism: Aspergillus calidoustus
Lineage: Eukaryota; Fungi; Ascomycota; Eurotiomycetes; Eurotiales; Aspergillaceae
Source: the annotation of a GenBank genome assembly